Ochlerotatus camptorhynchus is the source of this 2074-nucleotide messenger RNA. Its product is annotated as histidine-rich glycoprotein-like. NCBI's taxonomy places the organism in Eukaryota, Metazoa, Arthropoda, Insecta, Diptera, Culicidae. The coding region runs from base 228 to 1460 and encodes 410 amino acids. Gene Ontology annotation, molecular function: receptor ligand activity; BMP binding. Gene Ontology annotation, biological process: animal organ morphogenesis. The record is from RefSeq and is a predicted model, not a curated record. The transcript has 4 exons.
AUUGAGAAGUACACGGUGGAGAAGGAAAGUGCGCUUUUUUGUUCACUCCGAACGAACGAUAUCUAAUUAGUCAGCGAGAUCGAUCGGCGGAACACACAAAGGGCGGUGAUCGAAAUCGAAGGAACGAACUAGUCGAAGCGAGAGUGUGUGGAAAACGAGGAGCCGGGUCAAAAUCAGGGGUGGUGGCGCAGCAUAAGGGGUUGAAGUUGCUUUGUUGGAAGGCGAACAUGGGCGGUUGGCCACUGCUGUUGUUGACUACUCUGAUGCUCGUUGGAGUAGUCUGUGGAAAUCGUGAGCAUAAGGUUCACAACAUUGUGUUGUACCCGGACAAGCACUCGUGGUGUUCGACGAGGAACAUCAGCCAGGUGAUCAGUUACCCGGGAUGCAAACAGGUGACGAUCGAUAACAAUGUUUGCGUGGGAGCUUGCUUCAGUUACUCGAUUCCCCAUACCGAGCCAUCCGAUCCUGGCGAAGUGAUUGGGCCAUACUGUGACAGUUGUCAACCGUCGGAGACUUCAUGGCAUCAUGUGACUUUGGAUUGUUCGGAAAAUUCCAGUAACAAUGGUGACGAAGAGUCAAAGCCUUCGGUUUUGGUGAAACGAGUCCAGAUAAUCAAAAAUUGUUCGUGCACAUCCUGUGAGAAGCAGACUCACAAAAAGCACCAUCACCAUCAUCAGGAGGAGCAACAGGUCACUCAGGUGUCCUCUACCACAGCAUCCUUAAUCCAGAACGACAUUCCCGAACUGCUGGAAGUGGUUCCGUACAGUGAGAACGAUACUGAACCAAUCCACCAUUCACCGAUCCACUCGCAUCAGAGUGGAACCCAUGGCACGACCUACAUGCAGCAGCAUCAACUCAACCACUACGAGCACAACAGUCACACCGAGAAUGUCAAGAAGCUACUUCACCAAAAAAUCACCGGCCUUCUCAAGAGCAUCGAGGAAACCAACUCCAAACAUGACCGCGAGCAGUUGGUCGAAAUGAUCAAGCUCAUCAAAGGUUCGAGCGAUCGCAACUGGGAUGACCUGGUGGAAUCCCUCCAAUCCGAGAACGCCAUCCUGGAUUUCGAUCGGCUCCGAGCGGAGCUCGAGACGGAAGAAGAUCCUCAAAUCCACGUCCAACCCAAAUCAUCUGAACAUGAAGAUCACGAACGGCUGCUGAAGCAUCAGUUCGACAUCCUGAACCACCACCCUCACCACCAUCCCCAUCAGCAUCACGCAGGGGACAAACUGGACGAACACCAUCACCUGCAACGGGGUCCCCAUGGUUCGUUGGUCAUCACCUCCGACGAGCACGAAAUCAAGGAGAAGAUCAACAUUCACUCACACGAGCUGAAACCGAACCACGCGGGAGCGAUUCUAACCUACGACAACCAUCACAGCGAGCACGCUAGAAACCAUCGCCAUGGGGCGGACGGAGCUGCCACUGAUCAUAGCAACGUUGGUCAGGAGCAAAACUGAGGCCGCCUACCCCGAUGGGGCGGGGGUGGAAAAAUUAUAUUUGUUUUUAAGCUUCUAGUCGUUAGUGAUUUUUUGUUUCCUUUUUCAAAUUUAGCUUCCCUCCCUGAUCGAACAAUUUUUGAUCGAUUGUCUUGCUAUAUAUUUGCGCCGGUUUCACAUUGAAUCGCCACCCAAGCGUGCGUGGCAAUAGUUUUUUUUUUUGAAUAUUUUAUCUGUGAACAAAUGUGUUUUUUAUUUAACCACCAAACACACACACACGCCCAAAUUGUAUUAGGUAAUAUCUUUCGUUUAAGUUAAUAUUUAUUUUUUUUUCUGUUGGAAAGCUGGUCUCUAGACAGAAAUGGAAGUGAGAAAAGUACGGAUUUUUUUCAAACGCUAAAUUGUUCUUCUGAGAAAACCAAUACCACCAACCACCACACCACCACCAUACACUGAAGAUCUUCGAACGGGUGUCAUUCGUUGGGAUGCCUUCAGUAGUUUUGUUUUAGUUAUGUUUGAAAGUAGUUGAAACGAGUGAUCGUCAAAAUUAAUUGAAUAAAUUGCUGAAAUAAAGUUGAGUAUAUUUAACAUAUUUAUGGUGGUAAGCUCCAACCGGUAUUAUCCUCGGAAUAAAU